CCACGAUGGACUUCUUUGAGCAACGAUAUUACGUGAUCAAUAAACGUUUUAUGUCUUAUUUUGGUAUGUGGCCGCUAGAAAAUUCUAUCAAAAAUGAUAAAAGUAACUGAAUUAGGAGUAACUGAUAUCGAUGCUUUCAUUGAAUGCAUCCCUCCCAUAGUGGUGAUAAAGAGUUCCAUGGUAAAAGCUUUCACUGUCGGUUUUCAUAUAAAUCACUUUCAAGUGCUUCUAAAACAUAUUGAAGAAGAUUGGCGAAAUUUGAAAGAUGUUAAAGAAAUGGCAAUUCUUUCAGAAUAUGCCGAAAGUGGUCGAAAAUUUACAAUAUGGUAUACGUUCUAUAUAAGUUUCACAACGUUAUUAUAUUUGUCAUUACCUCUAUCACCGAUCGUUCUUAACAUUUUAUCUCCGUUAAAUGAGUCAAGAAAAAUGGAACUUCUUUUUUGUACGGAAUAUUUUGUAAACGAGGAAGAUUAUUUUAAUGAAAUUUUAUUUUAUGAUUAUGCAAUUGCUGUAUUAGUAGUUGCAGUAUUAAUUGCAACUGAUACAAUGUAUAUGGUAUAUUCAGAACAUGCUUGUGGUAUAUUUGCAAUUGUAUGUUAUCGAUUAAAUAAUAUAGGUAAAUGCGAGAAUAAAGAAGAAAAAUAUGACAACGAUUUUUUUAAUAAACCAAAAGAUGAUAAUUACGACGAAAUACAAGAUGAAAAAAAUUAUCAAGAACUUUCAUUAUGUGUCAAAAAGCAUAAACAUGCCAUUGAAUUCGUUGAAUUACUCCAAACAUGUUACACAGAAUCUUUAAUAACACUAUUACUACUUAAUGUAGUAGGUAUAAGCAUUACAGGAGUUCAAACUAUAAUCAAUAUACAUAAUUGGUCAGACGUAUUCAGAUUUGGUUUUUUAACAUUAGGUGAAGCAUUUCAUCUUUUUUUCUUAACAUUACCGGGUCAAAGAAUAAUAGAUCACAGUGCUAAAAUAUUUGAAGAUAGUUACGACUCAUGUUGGUACGUACUUUCCUCGAGAUGCAAAAGAACGCUUAGUUUAAUACUAUUACGUAGUAUGACACCAUGCCAAUUAAUGGCUGGUGGAUUAUAUUCCAUGACAUUAGAGAAUUAUGUUUCGCUCGUUCAAACAGCUAUGUCUUACUUUACGGUAUUAUCAUCGGUACGAUAAAAAUUAAUCAAAAAUUGCAACAUCGAGCGAAUUUAAAGCCGUCACUUCAAUUACAAAUCUCUGUGUAUUAUCGUUAAACAUUAAUAGUUAAUUGUAAUAAAAGAAUUUAAACGUCAUAGAAAAUUUAUGAGGUGUGAAUAAUAUUUCAACAACAAAAAAAUCAUACAUUUAAUAUGAUAUUAUAAAAAAUAAAAAGACGAAUUACAAGAUGGAAAGAAUGUUUGAAGGAGCAACGAUCGGCGAAACGUAUUAAUACGAAAGCCAUAACGAUUAGUGUAUGUAAUUAUGCUUUAUUUUCACCAACACGAGAUUAUUAUCUUGUAAAAAAUCGUAAUAUUUCACA
Messenger RNA from Vespula pensylvanica (western yellowjacket), 1510 nucleotides. Its product is annotated as odorant receptor 63a-like. Gene Ontology annotation, cellular component: plasma membrane. Bases 94 to 1167 code for a protein of 357 amino acids. Gene Ontology annotation, molecular function: olfactory receptor activity; odorant binding. Lineage: Eukaryota; Metazoa; Arthropoda; Insecta; Hymenoptera; Vespidae. Gene Ontology annotation, biological process: sensory perception of smell; detection of chemical stimulus involved in sensory perception of smell. The record is from RefSeq and is a predicted model, not a curated record. The transcript is spliced from 9 exons.